ACCAGUGGUAUCAGGGCAUUAUACCACUACAGAACCAAAACACUAGCUUCACGGUGAUCUUUGAGGCUGUACGAGGUUCCGCCAACGUUGGACACAUAGCCAUUGAUGAUGUGACGUUUGAUGAAGCUCAGAACUGUCAGCGCACACCUAAGCUGGCCAUUCCAAGUGUCACACAAGUCCCAGUGACCAACACUGCAUCCACUAAAACAAUCCAGACCACAGCUCACUCAACUAUGACUACGUCUCGUCCUGUGUCUACAGCUAAACCUACAGGUGGCAGUAACUUCACAUGCAGCUUCUCCUAUGACCUAUGUGGCUGGACCCAGGACCACUCUGACCAGUUCGACUGGACUAGACAACAUGGCCACACAGCAUCGGCAGGCACUGGACCCAAUGGUGACCACACCACAGGAAGAGGCUACUUCAUCUUCAUUGAGGCAUCAGGAAAAACAGGAGGAAGUAAAGCCCGCCUGAUCAGUCCUACCGUCCAGAUGGCCAGUAGUCAACAGAGAUGUGUGACCUUUUGGUACUCUAUGUAUGGGUCAAAUGUAGCCAGCUUGAAUGUUUAUGUGACCGCCAAUGUCCAGACCCUGGGUCAGCCUGUGUGGAAGAGGACAGGCAAUCAGGGUAACUCAUGGCGCACCAGUCAGUUUACACUCACUGGUUCUGGCCCCCUCAAAGUUGUGUUUGAGGCCACCCGAGGGAUAGGCUACCAAGGAGAUAUAGCUGUAGAUGACAUCAGUUUGGCUACAGGACCAUGUUCUGGACAAACCUCAACAUCUGUCAACAAUGUGGGGUUCUUGUCCUGUGAUUUUGAGUCGAGCAGUAUCUGUGGUUACAUACAAGACACAUCAGACAACUUUGACUGGACAAGAAACCAUGGCAAAACCAACUCAGCCAACACUGGACCUUUCAGUGACCAUACAUUAGGCACCACAUCAGGAAGCUACAUGUACAUAGAAACUUCACGCCCUAGAACCCCCAAUCAGAAAGCUCGUCUCUUGUCUCCCACGACAACGUACACUACUGGGCCAGUCUGUGUGACUUUCUGGUAUCAUAUGUAUGGUGGCAACAUUGGGGCCCUGAACCUCUACUCCUCGGUGGGAUCCAACCUCGGUCAACCCAUCUGGUCACGGCACAACAAUCAAGGCAAUCACUGGAGCGUUGGACAGGUGACUGUCAAGUCACCACACUCUUAUCAGAUCGUCUUUGAAGGAAUUGUUGGAAGUGGGUAUGCUGGUGACAUUGCAAUUGAUGACGUCAAUGUGACAGUAGGGUCAUGCGGUGCAGAUGGUGCUUGCAAUUUCGACAAAAACAAUUUCUGUUCCUGGUCUAACCUUAAGACAGAUGAUUUUGAUUGGUCGAUUAGAAAUGGCCGCACCCCAAGUGGUCAAACAGGUCCAACCUAUGAUCACACCCAAAACAAUGCCCAGGGAAAAUACAUGUUCAUUGAGACAAGCACUCCUCGUCGGCCAGGCCAGAAAGCUCAGCUUCAGAGCGAGUCCUUCACUGCGACAGGGACAGGAACCAGAUGCUUUAAGUUCUGGUACCACAUGUAUGGGUCACGCAUGGGCACUGUGAAUGUAUAUGUUAAACAGAACUCUUCCAACACCCUGAUGUGGACUCUCAGUGGUAACCAAGGAAACAGCUGGCACUCCGCCCAGUUUCCGCUGACUUCAUCACAAAGCUUCAGAAUCCUGAUUGAGGGUGUCAUCAAGGGAACUGUCACUGGAGAUGCUGCACUGGAUGACCUUGGCUUCACUAACGGUGUAUGUGGUUUCGCGCCGACUAAAGCGGCACCUCCUAACCUGACAACACCACCUACGACCCCAGCUACUACCCCGGCAACCACUCUCAAUCCACCAAUCACCAGCUGUACCUUUGAGUCAGGAACUUGUGGAUGGACUCAGGCUAAAGAUGACCAGUUUGACUGGACACGGCACAAAGGUCAAACAGGAACUACCAACACUGGGCCUACCACUGAUCACACAACAGGACACGGAUAUUACAUGUUCAUCGAGGCUAGUUCACCUCGAAGGAAUGGAGAUAAAGCAAGGCUUAUAAGCCCGCCCAUCCUAGGGUCCGGGCAACUGUGUCUCAAUUUCUGGUACCACAUGUUCGGAGCCAACAUCAACAGUCUCAGCGUUUACCUUCUCCGGAGUGCCUCCCUGGGCACAGCUGUGUGGACCAAACAAGGCACACAGGGCAACGUCUGGAAACAAGCACAGGUCCCAAUAUCUAUCCAGGGGAACUUCUCUGUUGUGAUGGAAGCCAGUAGAGGUGUGUCAUACCUGGGAGACAUUGCCAUCGAUGAUAUUGCCCUGACAUCAGGAAGUUGUUCAGGCUCCACCAAUGCUCACUCCUGUAACUUUGAAGACAAAAACUUAUGUGGCUACACCCAGGAUCAAACGGACAACUUUGACUGGACAUGGCAGAGUGGAGGCACUGCUUCUACUAACACAGGACCUACCAGUGACCACACCUUCAGUACAUCUUAUGGUCAUUACAUAUUUAUUGAGUCUUCCUCACCCCGACGACCAAAUGACAAGGCAAGAGUCAUCUCCCCACUGUACAGCGCCACCACCACAGACCAGUGUGUGCAGUUCUACUACCAUAUGUAUGGCAAUCAGAUCGGAACACUUAACCUCAAGCUGAAAGUACAAAACAAUAUUGGCAACAAUGUUUGGACCAAGAGUGGUAACCAAGGUAACCAGUGGAACGUAGCCCAGGUGUCACUAGCAUCCAGUCGCCUAAGUCUACCUUACCAGCUUGUGUUUGAAGGUGUCCGAGGCCGUGGAUACCUAAGUGACAUUGCCUUGGAUGAUAUUUCCAUAACAAAUGGUCCCUGUGCUUCUCAAGGAUCUUGUAACUUUGAGCAUGGUUACUGUACCUGGAGCAAUGCCCAUACCGGUGAUAACUUUGACUGGAAACAGAGCUCUGGAUCCACAUCUUCCCGGAACACUGGACCCGCUACAGACCACACCCUCCAGACAGCUGCAGGUAAAUAUAUCUACUUGGAGGCAUCAGCUCCCCGUAAACAAGGCGACCGCACCUGGUUGCUGAGUCAGAACUUCAAUCCUACCAAGGCAGGAUGUUUCAGUUUCUGGUACAACAUGAAUGGCCACAACAUUGGCACCCUCGCAGUGUACAUCAGCUUCAUCAGUGGGGGAAACAGGACUGUCUGGUCAGUUAGUGGUGACCAUGGCAACAAGUGGAUAAACGGUCAGGCACCUAUUGUGUCCACAGUAGCUUACACGAUUGUAAUUGAAGGUGUAAGAGGAAAUGGGAUUGCAGGAGACAUCGCCAUAGAUGAUUUACUUGUGUCCAACUCUCUCUGUGGCAUCCUCCCAAGUGAAGCGCAGCCUGCCAACCAGACAGGCACGCUCCCACCCACUGGUUCCACUACCCCAGCUACAACUCCCGUCCCUGGAGCCUUUGCCUGUAACUUUGAUAUUGGACCUUGUGGCUGGACACAGGACAAAACCACGGAUACAUUUGAUUGGCAGAGGAAGUCAGGGUCGACAAGUUCUGUCGGCACUGGACCACGAUCAGAUCAUACAGGAGGCUCUGGAUCUUAUUAUUAUAUUGAAACAUCGCCACCAAAACGUCGUGGAGACAAGGCUCGGUUUGUAAGUCCAUCUGUGCCUCUGUCAAAGGCCAACGCUCCAAAAUGUUUCACAUUCUGGUACAACAUGUAUGGAGACCACAUCGGCACGCUCAAUGUUUACACCAAGACUGGUGUUCGUUAUAGCUCGGCUAUCUUCCAGCGUACAGGAACUCAGGGACAAGCCUGGAAACAGGCCUCUGUUGACUUGGUGUCACCUGUUCCUUUCCAGGUUGUUCUGGAGGCUACAUAUGGAAAUGGUUACCGUGGUGAUAUCGCUGUAGAUGAUGUGUCGAUUGCAGAUGGAUCUUGUCAACAAGCUGCUGGACCUGCUGGAUUCCUUGGCUGUAACUUUGAGAAUGCCAGUAUUUGUAGCUACACACAAGAUAUGUCAGACAUAUUUAACUGGACAAGGAAAAGUGGAUCAACGGGUUCCCGGGGAACUGGCCCAAGCAGUGACCACACGUAUGGCAGCUCAAGAGGCCACUAUAUGUAUAUUGAGGCCUCAGCCCCCAGAAAACCGGGUGAUGUGGCUCGCCUCAUAUCUCCCCAGGAGCCAUCUCCUAGCUCGAGCAUGUGUGUAGAGUUCUGGUACCACAUGUAUGGGCAGCAGACAGGGACCCUGAGUCUGUACCUACGGAGAGGCACCGGUAAUGGUAACCCAGUCUGGACUAAACAAGGUAACCAAGGAAACCGCUGGGUCAAGGCCACAUAUGGAGUGUCAGCAAACUCUGGAGCCUUCAACUUGGUGUUUGAGGCAACACGAGGUACAGGCUAUGUGGGCGACAUCGCCAUUGACGACGUAUCGGUGAAGACUGGAUCAUGCUCAUCAUCUGCAGGGGGUAACUGUAACUUUGAGCUAGACUCAUGUACCUGGAGUAAUGUUCACACUGGAGACGAUUUUGAUUGGAUCACUGGGUCUGGAAGUACAACUAGCACUGGAACCGGCCCUCAGGCUGACCACACCCUCAACAACUCCACUGGUAAGUACAUCUAUAUUGAGAGUUCAGCGCCACAGCGACCUGGAGACCGGGCAGUCCUACAGAGUGCCACCCUGCCACCCACACCCGGCCAGUGUAUGCACUUCUGGUAUCACAUGUUUGGGUCAGGAAUUGGCACACUACAGGUGUGGAAAAAGCCACAGGGCAGCAAUGCCACCAAGAUCUGGGAACUCUCCCAUAAUCAAGGCAACCUGUGGAAGAACGGUGUUGUACCAAUCGGCAGUACUAGUUCAGCAUACCAGGUGCUGUUGGUUGGUAUCCGUGGAAACAGUUAUAAUGGUGACAUUGCUGUUGAUGAUUUGACCUUUGACACAACCACUUGUACCUUGACUCCGACCAAUGCCAUGCCUGUCGUUACGACUCCAGCUACUACCACCCAGCAGACUCUCAAAACACCAACUGCAUACGCUUGUGACUUUGAGCAAAAUAUUUGUGCAUGGACACAAGACAAGACUGACAACUUUGAUUGGACACGUCAGCGUGGUCCUACCUCCACAGCAAACACCGGUCCAACCACUGACCACACUAAAGGAACCAAUCAGGGUUACUACGUCUUUAUCGAGGCUUCGUCUCCCCGUCGUCCUGGUGAUGUGGCUCGUCUGAUCAGUCCGACAACCGAUGGCUCUAUCAAACAGUGCUUCACAUUUUGGUACCAGAUGUAUGGUGCCCAAAUCAAAGGUCUUAAUGUCUACUUCAAGAGCAACAACUCACUUGGGACUAAAGUGUGGACCCGACAAGGCACCCAGGGGCGCCAGUGGAUCCAGGGUCAGGUCCAGGUGGCAGGGGGCUCAGCAACACAUAGUGUCACAAAUAUUGUCGUUGAGGGUGUUAGAGGAAUGAACUACAUUGGAGACAUUGCCAUUGAUGAUGUUAACCUGUUUGCAGGCAACUGUCCAUCAGGCCCCACUGCUAGCCCUGGAUCUCUGUCCACCACAAUUAACUGUGGCUUUGAGAGAACAAACAUUUGUAACUACCAGCAGGAUAAAACUACAGAUGUUUUUGAUUGGACAAGGAAGAGUUUGGCUACAACUUCUAGAUACACUGGGCCAACAAGUGACCACACUUAUGGAACAUCAGCAGGUCACUACAUGUAUAUUGAGGCCUCCGCACCCCGACACCGUGGUGACUCAGCACGGCUGAUGACCCCCGUGUUCUCUGCAUCCUCACAGCAAUGCCUGUCUUUCUGGUUCCACAUGUAUGGAAACACCAUGGGCACACUUAAUGUGUACGCCGUCCAAAACUCCUCAAACAGCUACAACGCACCCAUAUGGUCUCUAAGUGGUAACCAAGGCAACUUGUGGCUUCAGGAGUAUGUACCUCUCCCCAGCUAUGGUGCUCAGAAGAUUGUGUUUGAAGGCCUUGUGGGAAGAGGAGUUCAGAGCGACAUUGCAAUUGAUGACGUCCAACUAGCUGCCAGCUGUCCAACUCAUGGUGAUUGUAGUUUUGAGAAUGGAACAUGUGGUUGGCGUAACGACAAGACGGACGGCUUUGAUUGGGUGGUUCAUCAAGGCCAGAGAUAUACAUCACGACAAACACCAACUGGGGACCACACCUUCGGUACAAGGAGAGGUCAUUACUUGUACUACAAUGGGCGCAGCGCCGUGACUUCAGGCUCCAAAGCUUCGUACAUGUCCCAGAUCAUGGCCCCAACAAGUAGCACUGGCCAGUGUUUCACCUUCUUUUAUACCAUCACUGGUAAUAAUGUGGGAAUGCUCAACGGCAUGGUUCAACAGGGUAACACUAGUACUCUGAUGUGGCAUCUAUCCUUUAACCCGUCGACUGGAUGGAACCAAGGUCAGUUCCCGAUCAGCAGUGCCACACCCUUCAGGGUCAUCCUCCAACUGGCCAAAGGCACCUAUCGUGGGGGAUACGUUGCCAUUGAUGACAUUGCCUUCAGUGUUGGCACUUGCCAAGUGACACCAGUGGAUGCAAUGUCUGGAAACACCUUGCCUCCCAUCUCUACUGUGUCUACAACAGCUAGCCCAACCAGUGCCCCAAGUCAGUAUGACUGUAACUUUGAUAAUGGUAUAUGUACCUGGACUCAGAACAAGGAUGACCAAUUUGACUGGACACGUCACCAAGGCAGCACAGGCACAGGAGGGACUGGUCCGAGCACUGACCACACAUCAGGUUCAGGAUAUUACAUGUUUAUCGAGGCAUCCACACCGAGAAGAAGCAAUGACAAGGCUAGGUUGUCGAGUGCCACAAUAUCCACUACUGGGCCUAAGUGUCUCAGGUUCUGGUACCACAUGUACGGUACAGAUGUCAACACUCUGAACGUCUACACCAAGGUUGGCCCAAGCUACGGUAGUCCAAUAUGGAGCCACACAGGCACUCUCAGUAACAAGUGGUACUCCACAUCUGUAAACGUCCAAGCCAAUUCCACCUACCAGAUUGUUUUUGAGGGUGUCCGUGGAAUCAGUUACCGUGGUGAUAUUGCCAUCGACGACAUCAGUUUAGCAGACGGAUCCUGUCAGGGAACAGGUAGUUCGUGUACCUUUGAGGAUUCCCAUCUAUGUGGUUACACCCAGGACAAAACAGAUAACUUCAACUGGUCAUGGAAGAGUGGACACACCGCAUCCUCCAACACUGGACCAAGCGCAGACCAUACAUAUGGGUCAACACGAGGUCACUAUGUUUACAUUGAAUCUUCACGUCCCCAACUACCUGGUCAGAAAGCACGCCUUAUGAGUACUGACAACGCCCCAACAGUCGGCAGCUGCCUACAGUUCUGGUACCACAUGUAUGGUGGGCAGAUUGGCAACCUCACUGUGUAUGCACAGCAGGCUGGCAGCCGUGGCCCACCCAUCUGGUCCAAGUCUGGUAACCAAGGCAACAAGUGGCUUGAGGCUGAAGUGACUGUAACAGCACAGUCCACUUGGGAGGCCGUAUUUGAGGGUGUCAUAGGCAGUGGCUACCACAGUGAUAUAGCCAUCGAUGAUGUCAAAAUAAAUCCUGGAGCUUGUGCAGGCAAUGGCAAUUGUAACUUUGAAAAGGACAUGUGUUUGUGGACCAACGUUCAAGGAGAUGAUUUUGAUUGGCUUAGAAAGAAGGGUCGUACUCAGACCCAGUUUACUGGUCCAAGCUCAGACCACACCACUGGAGGUUUCACAGGUUACUAUAUGUUCAUUGAGACGUCGGCACCUCGAGUGCGUGGUGACAAGGCAUGGCUGGUCAGCAAUCCAAUGUCACCCAGCUCCACCACCACCUGUAUGAGUUUCUGGUACCACAUGUAUGGCACAGCUGUCGGAAGUCUCAAUGUGUAUGCCAAUACAACUGGUAAACUUACCACACUUUGGACACUGUAUGGCAACCAGCAGAAUGCCUGGCACCAAGGACAGAUACCUCUUGUCCCACAGACCAGCACCUACACUAUUGUAUUUGAAGGGGUCAGAGGAACUAGUUAUCAAGGAGAUAUUGCACUUGAUGAUAUCUUGUUUAAGCCAUCACCAUGUGGAUAUUUACCAGCAACAGCAAAUCCAGCUAAUGUCAGUACGACCUCGGCUCCGGCAACCAGUCCUACACCUACACCAUUUGUGAACCAGUCCAAAUAUGACUGUUCAUUCGAAACCAACCUUUGUACCUGGACUCAAGCCAAGGACGACAUUUUCGAUUGGACACGAUCCCAGGGCCCAACGGCCUCUGUCCAGACUGGUCCAACUAAUGACCAUACCUUAGGAACUGGACAAGGCUGGUACGUGUUUAUUGAAUCCUCGAAUCCACGUAAGAUGAACGACACUGCACGCCUUGUGUCAGCGCCUGUACCCAGUGGGUCGCCGCAGUGUCUCAGUUUCUGGUACCAUAUGUAUGGACCCAACAUCAACCGGCUCAAUGUCUACAUCAAGAAAGGUAACAGCUAUGGCACCCCUGUAUGGACAAGGUAUGGCACUCAGGGUAACCUCUGGAUCCAGGCUCAUUACCCCAUCCCUAGCCAGUCAGCCCAGUACAACAUUGUGUUUGAAGCACUCACUGGAGCAGGUUACCGUGGCGAUAUUGGACUCGAUGAUAUCAAACUUGUUGCUGGAGCUUGUCCAUCUACAGGUGGACUGCAGUGUAACUUUGAGACCUCCAGCCUUUGUGGUUGGAGCCAGGACACCAGUGAUAACAUGGACUGGAUAUCAAAGGCCGGUAGGACCUCCUCCUCAGGCACUGGGCCCUCGACAGACCACACCACAGGAACAUCCUCAGGACACUAUGUCUACAUUGAAUCAAGCCGACCAAAUGUUCCUGGCAACAAGGCCCGUCUACUGAGUCCCUCUGUAACCACGACAACAGCCAUGUGUCUACAGUUUUAUUAUCAUAUGUAUGGGAGACAGAUGGGAACCUUGAAUGUGUACCAGCGUGUAGGAACUACCCUAUCUACUGCUCCAAUCUGGACUAGGUCCUUCAACCAGGGCAACAAGUGGAUCCCUGGCCAAGUCACUAUCCAGAACAGUCAGGCCUACCAGGUUGUAUUUGAAGGAGUUGUUGGAACUGGUUACACUAGUGACAUUGCCAUUGAUGACAUCAAUGCUGUCCCCGGAGCUUGUCCAGACCCAGGAAACUGUGACUUUGAGAAGGGUCUGUGUACUUGGACAAAUGUACAUGAUGGAACGGACCAAUUUGAUUGGCUGUUAAACAAGGGCCGCACAUCUAGCACCAUUACUGGACCGAGCAAUGAUCACACCAAGGGCACUCCCUCUGGACAGUAUGUUUUCAUUGAGUCAUCAGCCCCGCGGAGACAGGGAGAUCGUGCAGCACUUAAGAGUCAGUUAUUCCAAGCUACAUCAGCCAAGUGUCUAAACUUCUGGUAUAACAUGUACGGGACUGAUAUCGGCUAUCUCAAUGCCUAUAUUCAGCAACAGAAUGCUACAAAUACCACACAAGGAAUCAAGAUCUGGUCCCUGUUCGGUCAGCAAGGCAACCAAUGGAAAUCUGCAAGGGCCAUGUACUACAGCAGUGUGCCUUUCUAUUUGGUGAUUGAAGGGCAGCGUGGCAGUGGUGUCCAUGGCGACAUUGCUGUGGACGAUCUAAGUCUGACAGAUGGCCCAUGUACAGUGUUUCCCAACCAGGCUGCGGCACCUUCAGAGUUAACCCCGCCCACCACCGCCAUGCCCACAUCCAUGACUACACCGUUUGCUCUUUCCCCAUUUGACUGUAACUUUGAGAAACAACUUUGUAAAUGGACACAGGCUCAUGAUGACAACUUUGACUGGACACUUGCUAGUGGCCCAUCCUCCACUGCUGGAACCGGCCCUGCAAAUGACCACACACUUGGCACAUCUCAAGGUCAUUAUGUGUACAUUGAGGCAUCAUCACCACGGCGACCCAAUGAUACAGCCAGACUAGUGUCACCGAGUAUUGGUUCUACCAGUGGUGCUUGUUUACAGUUCUGGUACCACAUGUACGGCACUCACAUCAACACCCUUAAUGUGUACAUGGCUGUCAAUGGGUCAAGGUCAGUCCUUUGGACACACACUGGUACUCUUGGCAACCAAUGGAACUCAGCUUCUGUUAAUCUUGUCAGUUCCCAGUCCUUCCAGAUCUUGUUUGAGGGUGUGCGAGGGGUGAGCUACAGAGGAGACAUUGCUGUGGAUGAUAUCACUUACUCAUACAAACCAUGCUCAGGGGCAGCUGUCACAUCCUGUAACUUUGAGAGUUCCAAUAUCUGCGGCUUCAAACAAAGCAGAACAGACAAUUUUGAUUGGACAAGAUUUGCUGGUCAUACAGCAAGUUCAUUUACUGGCCCGACCAAUGACCACACUUAUGGAACAUCCAGAGGUCACUAUAUGUACAUAGAGUCUAGUCGGCCACGUGUAAGAGGACAGAAGGCUGUGAUAGUGAGCCCCUCCUACCCUCAGACUAGGGGAUCCUGUCUCAGUUUCUACACUCAUAUGUAUGGCAGUGGCAUUGGCACGCUCAAUGUUUAUGUAAAAACAAGCUCCGUCGUGAAGAGGAUUUACACCAAAUCUGGUAACCAAGGAAACAAGUGGUUACUUGCACAAGCUUCGGUGCCAUCAGUGACAGGCAACUAUUCUGUGUGGUUUGAGGGAGUAGUUGGCACAUAUUUGGGAGACAUUGCCAUUGAUGACCUGAGCAUUAACCCCGGACUCUGUCCGUUGGCCGGAAACUGUGGCUUUGAGAAAGGCUUUUGUACAUGGACUAACAUGAAAACUGAUGAUUUUGAUUGGCUGAUUGGGAAAGGACAGACAAAUAGCCAGUUCACUGGUCCAUCUAAUGACCACACCCAAAACACAGCUCAAGGACACUAUGCAUUUCUUGAGGCCAGUUCCCCUCGCGUUCCUGGAGAUGUCGCUAGGAUACAAAGUCAGAAUUUUGCUGCUGGGACGAGUCAAUGUUUACAUAUUUGGUACUACCUGUUCGGUAAUGGUAUUGGUUCUCUCAACAUAUACCUGGCCACAGCAACAGGCAAUAAGACCCUGUGGACACUCACUGGAAGCCAGAAGAAUAUGUGGGAAUCGGCCCAAGUUAGCUUAAAUAGUACAACACAAUACACUGUGCUAAUUGAGGGUGUACGUGGUUCAAACUACCAAGGAGACAUCGCCAUUGACGACGUUAGCUUUACCACUUCCCCGUGUACAUUAACACCAUCCUAUGCUAAUCCGGCAACUCAGACUACAGUCAGUCCCAUGUCUACCCCAGCCUCUACUUCAGCUUCUCCAACUCCAGUGGCCACCCAGUAUGACUGUAAUUUUGACACUGGACUCUGUCUGUGGAAGCAAGACACUCAAACAGACCAAUUCAACUGGACUAGAGCACAAGGCCCAACAGGAACAAGCCUGACCGGUCCAACUAAUGACCAUACCAAGGGAACAAGAUAUGGUUGGUACCUCUUCAUUGAGGCCUCGAGUCCACGACAUCCUAAUGACACGGCCAGGUUAACGUCCCCUAUGAUCUCUGACAACAGCCAAAGAUGUCUGAGUUUCUGGUAUCAUAUGUAUGGUACCCACAUAAACACACUCAAUGUGUACCAAGCUAGCAGUAUUUCCAGUCGCGGUUCUGCUAUCUGGAGCCGGCACGGCACACAGGGUAACCAAUGGCGACAGGCCAAGGUUUCUCUCACACCCUCCUCACCAUACAUGAUUGUGUUCGAAGGAGUCCGGGGCCUGAGCUAUCGUGGCGAUAUCGCUUUGGAUGACGUCAGAAUGGCUUUAGGAAGCUGUGGUAAAGAUUCAAACAACAACUUGUGUACCUUUGAGAGUGCCUCCAUCUGUGGCUACAAAUCGUACAGCUCCGACCAGCAUCCUUUCCAGUGGCAUCAUGGAUCAACAGCCUCCGGUGGCACUGGACCUACUAUUGACCACACUCUGGGUACCACUGCCGGUCACUAUGUCUACAUGGAGGCCUCAAAUGUACCGGUCAAUAUGACCACCCACUUACUGACACCAGUCAUGUCUGCCACCAACGGUCCGGUCUGUGUGCAGUUCUACUACCACAUGUAUGGCCGCAACAUUGGAGCACUUAGCGUAUAUGUUACGGCUUCCAACAGUGAUCCUAGUCAAAAGGGUCAACCAGUGUGGACACGCAACUUCAACCAGGGCAACACCUGGCACCGUGGACAGGCCACCAUCACCCCUAAUGGACAGUACUAUGUUGUGUUUGAGGCGGUAAGAGGAACGAGUUACCUUGGUGACAUAGCACUGGAUGAUGUCAGUUUCAAGAAUGGACAAUGUGGAAGUGCAGGUUUCUGUGAUUUUGAAAAGGACACAUGUGCAUGGACAAAUGUUCAGAAAGGAGAUGAUUUUGAUUGGCUCAGAUCCCGAGGAAGUACAAACAGCCAGUUCACCGGGCCUACAACUGACCAUACCCUUGGCACUCCCCAGGGGCAUUACAUGUUUUUGGAGACCAGUGCACCACGUGUCCCUGGUGACAAGGCUCGCCUUGCUAGUGAAAUAUUCCCUGCCAAACAGACAGCCUCCUGUUUCACUUUCUACUACCACAUGUAUGGAUCUGAUGUGAAUAGGCUUUCUGCAUACAUUCUAACCAAUAGGACAACUGACACUUUUACCUCAGAGGCCAUGUCGUGGACCCUGCAGGGACAAUCAGGCAAUUCCUGGUUAAUGGGACAAAUAAACAUUCCAACACUUUACACGGCAAGACCUUUCCAGAUUGUACUUGAAGGCGUCCGUGGAAAAGGCUUUAAGGGAGAUAUUGGUUUGGAUGAUUUCUCACUAAGUGACCAAGCCUGUGUGACAUCACCACCAUCUGCCGACCCAAUUACUAAUGCUCCAUCCGUGUUCUGUGAAUUUGAUAAUGGCAAUACAUGUUCUUGGACCCAAAGUGUAACUGACAACUUCAAUUGGACCCUAACAACAGAUGGCCAUGCUCCAUCAACCGGUCCCUCUGGAGAUCACUCUGACUCCGGAAACGGUCAUUACCUUUAUACCCAAGGGACUGCACACACACCAGGAAGUCGGGCCGUUUUGAUCUCCCCUAUGUUGCCCCCUUCUGUACCAGGAGGGAACUGCUUCACAUUUUACUAUCACAUGUUUGGUCCAACGGUGGGUGCACUGAAGGUGUACACAGUAACGGGACGCUCCCGUCAGCUGCGCGGGUCGUUCACCGGUACGCAGGGCAACCGCUGGAACCUGGCUCAGUACACCCUCCAGGCGCAGUCCGACUACCAGAUCCAGAUAGAGGCCACAACUAAGGGAACAUUUGCUGGUGACAUCUCAAUUGAUAGCCUCAACAUGGACAACAUCAACUGUGCUAACUCCAGUCAGGCCCAUCACAGUACAGACAUUUCAUGUAACUUUGAGACGGGCCUUUGUGGGUGGAGCCAGGAUCACAUGGACAAUUUUGACUGGAGGACUGCAAGAGGUUCAAACAGUUCGGGUAUAACAACUGACCACACCACUAAUACUGCAUCAGGUCACUUCCUGUUCAUGGAUGCAUCUGCCCCAGCCAGACAGGGCUGGAAGGCUCGCCUCAUCAGCCCUCAGUUCCCACCAUCUACUGGAGAGUGUCUGCGCUUCUAUAUGUUCAUGACAGGAACACCACAUGCCAGUCUCAGUGUGUACACCCGCUCUGCCUCCGGUACUGACAGUUCAGUUUGGACCAGGACAGACAAUGUACAGGGACAAGCCUGGGUACUAGGGGAGGUCACUCUAACAAGCCAAUCAAAGUUUCAGGUGAUCAUUGAGGCCUUGCGGGGGUCCUCCUCCACAAGUGAUAUUGCCGUUGAUGACCUGACUAUCAGCCCCGGAUCCUGUAGAAGGGCAGGUGCAUGUAGCUUUGAGCAGGGUGUUUGUGGCUACACCAACAUGCAGGGUGACCAGUUCGAUUGGACACGUGGUCAGGGGAAAUCCCCAUCUUCCUACACUGGCCCCACAGUAGACCACACCUUAGGGACCACCAAUGGUCACUACAUGUUCAUCGAGAGCAGCAGUCCCCAGCGUCUUGGAGACAAGGCAUGGCUUCUCAGUGACCCCAUACAGCCCACCACUGGGUCAUGUCUCACAUUCUGGUACAACAUGAACGGUGCAGGAAUUGGCACACUAAAUGUGUACUACACGAACUCCACAAAUAACAAAGUGUUCACUAUGAGUGGUAACCAUGGUAACGUGUGGAUGGAGGGAAAUGUAACCCUUGUGUCCACCCAGCCUUUCAGGAUUAUGUUUGAGGCAAUCAGAGGACAGAAUUACAGAGGGGACAUUGCUCUUGAUGAUAUUGAUGUGGCACCAGGUUACUGUUCUCUGCAGACUACGGUAUCACCAGUUACUACCCCACAACCCACUCAAGCUACCCUCAUUGGCUGUGACUUUGAGUCUGAUUUCUGUAACUGGAGUCAGGACCAUUCAGACACUUUUGAUUGGACGAGAGAUACAUCUGGCACUUCCAGUGUAGGAACAGGCCCCCAGUUUGACCACACACUCCAAAACAGAAAUGGCCACUACAUUUACAUAGAGGCAUCAGGAAAGCGUGCUAAUUCCACAGCACGUCUCAUCAGUCCAUCGUUGACCACUACAGGUAAACUUUGUGUCCAGUUCUGGUACAACAUGUAUGGCCAACACAUCAACAAACUCAACCUCUACACUAAAUCCAACAACCUACUCAGUCCUGUCCUGUGGACCAAGGCUGGUAACCAGGGCAACAUGUGGAUUCAAGGACAAGUGGACAUUGUAUCAUCUUCAUCUGGAAACCAGGUUGUUUUUGAGGGCACGGCAGGUUUGGGAUACCAAGGAGAUAUAUCCCUGGACGACAUCAAAAUCUUGAGCGGUGCUUGUUCAGGGUCAGCUACAUGUGAUUUUGAACAAAGCAGCAUUUGUGGAUACCAACAAGAUCUGAAUGACAACUUUGACUGGACAUGGGGACACGGAAGCACUGGAUCUACAGGGACUGGUCCCACUAAUGACCACACAUACGCCACUUCUGUAGGCCACUACAUGUACACGGAGACCUCUUCGCCACGUGUCCAGGGCGACAAAGCUAACCUGCGCUCCCCAUCCUACCCAGCUGCCCAACAGAAAUGUCUCUCAUUCUGGUAUCACAUGUAUGGUCAGGACAUCGGCACACUCGACAUCUACAUCAGUACCUACAACCAUCUAGGAAAUGCUGUGUGGACCAUGUAUGGUAGCCAGGGAAACAGCUGGCACAAAGGCCAGGUGACCAUAUCCAGUCGUUCCAGUUACCAGGUGGUAUUUUCGGGGAUCAGAGGAAGUGGUUUCCAUGGAGACAUAGCCAUUGAUGACAUCUCUAUGAAUGAUGGUGCCUGCGCUGGCCCAGGAACUUGCAACUUUGAAAGGGACCUGUGCAGCUGGACACAACGCCAGGACGACAGUUUUGAUUGGUUAAGGCGUAAAGGACCAACCGCUUCUGUCGGUACUGGACCAUCCUCAGAUCAUACUCUUGGCACAUCAGCAGGUUACUACCUUUUCAUCGAGACGAGCCGACCGCGUCAUUUAGGAGACAAUGCGGUGAUCCAGUCACAGCUGAUUCCCACCCAACCACAGCAUUGCUUCAGUUUCUGGUACAACAUGCACGGACAGAGUGUCGGUAACCUUAAUAUUUCCAUGCAGAUCAAGGGUGGCUCAAAGACCCAAAAAUUGUCACUCGCAGGCGACCAAGGUACAGGCUGGAAACAAGGGCAGGUUGACAUGAGUGAUGCCUAUGAUGACUUCACGAUUUUUGUUGAAGCUGGUGUUGGAUCUGGUUACCAGGGAGACAUAGCCAUUGACGACUUGAGAUUGGACCCCACUCCCUGUGGUGGCUCUAGUGCACAAUCUAACGGGACAUUUAACUGUACGGGAGGUCGAGGCACUAGUAAAGUGAUUCCCCUCAACAAGGUGUGCAACUUCAUGGUGGACUGUCCAUAUGCCUCAGACGAAUCUAACUGUGGUUCCUGCAGUUUUGACCAGAAUUUCUGUAGUUGGCAACCAAAUUUGCAGGGAGUGUUUACCUGGAAACGAGGCAACAAGAAUUCUAGUGCCAACACAGGUCCCGCCUUCGAUCACACACAGGGUAACCAGUAUGGUUACUAUGCAUAUGUAGAUGCAACACUUGGGACCUCAAGGAGCAUAGCAACCCUAACAGGACCACUUCUGCAGCCAUGUAGUUCCACCUGUCAGAUUCAGUUCUGGUAUAGCAUGUACGGCCGAGGUAUUGGUACUCUCAGUGUGGUCAUCACUGAAGGGGGCCAGAAUACAACCAUCUGGACACAGCGAGGUAACCAAGGUAACCGCUGGAACAAGGCUACUGUGGACAUAGGUCGUGUGGGACGACAAUUCCAGCUCAUGUACAAGGCAACACGUACCUUCACUACCUUGGGGAACAUUGCUAUCGACGAUUUGCAGCUUAUCAACUGUAACUUUCCAGCGGUCCAAAAUACCUGUCCCGUUGGUCAGUUCAGAUGUAAUCGUGGUGCUUGUGUACCCAAGACUGAGCUGUGUGACUUCACAGACGAUUGUGGCGAUUCCUCAGAUGAGCAGUCCUGUUCUUCCUACCCAGCCCGUUGUGACUUUGAGACUAGUCUCUGUUCAUGGACACAAGACAAAUCUGACACUUUUGAUUGGACAAGAGCAACAGACCACACAGCCUCAUAUGGUACAGGACCUUCCCGGGACCACACCCGAGGAACUGCUGCAGGUUACUAUAUGUACAUUGAGUCUUCACGGCCAAGGAAACCAGGAGAUAAGGCAAGACUUCUCAGCCCAGCCUUUAAUGGAGUGGUGACCAGUACUACCGGUCAGAGUCAGACAUGCACGCUUCGCCUGUAUUACCACAUGUUCGGGAGGACCAUUGGAGCGUUAAAUGUGUACACACGUACCUCUGUGGGUGGACCCAUGAAAAUCAUCUGGCAGAAAGCUGGCAAUGUGGGAGACUUUUUUGAGCGAGUGGACAUCCCCAUAUUUGAAACAAAUCCAUUCCAAGUUGUGAUAGAAGGUGUAACAGGACAGGGUUACCAGGGUGACAUCGCUGUUGAUGACUUGUCCAUGACACCCGGGUGUAAACUAGCCAACACACCCCUUGUGACGGGUACACCAGGACCUGUUACCACGCCCGGACCCUGUGGUAAUGGCAGCUUCUCUUGUUCUGGACGCUGUAUCAAUCAGAACCAGGUCUGUGACUUCAGUCCACAGUGUGCGGACAAGUCUGACGAGGCCAACUGUGGAACAUGUACCUUUGAGACUAACCAGUGUGGCUGGACUGAUGUUAGUUCUGGCCGCUACAACUGGCACAGGUUCCAAGGAGCCUCACCAGGCACAGGGGGACCAAACAGUGACCACACCACGAACUCAGCAAAUGGUCACUACAUGCUUGUGGAGGGAUCAUCAGGUACAUUCUUCAGCCGUGCAAGGAUGAGCACAGUGGCCCUAGGACCAACUGCACCAAGCUGUCAAGUCCAGUUCUUCUACCACAUGUACGGUAUAGCAGCAGGUAACAUUCAGCUGAGUGUGACCAACGCCAAUAAUCCCACAGACUCCACAGUGAUCUGGUACAAGACUGGAAACCAAGGCAACGGAUGGAAGCAGGCCACUGCUGACAUCGGCACCCUCCCUGCUGGCUACAAGCUCCAAUUUGAUGCUCUGCCCUCCAAGUCAUUCCAAGCCUCAGGCAUUCCCCAGUCAGACAUGGCCAUCGAUGAUGUGCAGUUUGUGGCAUGUAAUCCAACACAGAUUGUCAACAACACAGUGUUUAAUCUCAACUGUACUUUUGAAUCUGGACUAUGUGGCUACUUCCAAGAAACAGCUGAUGAUUUUGAUUGGACGCUGACCAAUCAAUCAUCUCCCACGAUUGGAACAGGCCCAGACAGGGACCAUACUACUGGAACAGGAUUUUACAUCUACAUUGAGACUUCAGCACCUCGCCAUGCUGGUCAGAAGGCACGCAUUACAUCAGGCAUCCAGAAGCCGGCCCCAUCCCAGGGUGUGUGUCUUACCUUCUGGUACCAUAUGUUCGGGGCCCAUGUCAACACUCUCAAUGUAUACAUGCAGCACCCCCAAUCUAGCAACCUCACCCAGGUCUGGUCACGCUCAAAGACACAGGGAAAUGUCUGGCGCAAGGGACAAAGGACAAUCAUCAGUAAGCUGCCGUUCCAGAUUGUGUUUGAAGGCUUGGUUGGAGUGAGCUGGCAAGGAGACAUUGCUUUGGACGAUAUUUCUGUGGUCGAUGGACCAUGCCCAGCACCAGCUGUCUGUGAUUUUGAAGCUGACUUUUGUGGAUGGACUCAAGAUACCACAGAUGAUUAUGAUUGGACGAGGAAUAGGAAUGGGACAGCCUCAACAGGAACUGGACCUACCUAUGAUCACACAACAGAGAGUCAGUACGGUUACUACAUCUACACCGAGGCUUCUUCACCAUUGGUGAUGGGUAACAAGGCUCGCCUCAUCAGCCCCAACUUCACUCCCCUCGGAUCAUUAGAGUGUCUGCACUUCUGGUACCACAUGUUCGGACAAAAUGUCGGCACUCUAAACAUGUAUGUCCAACCAAGCAGUGGGUCUGCUAAGUUUACCAUCUUCUCCCGGACUGGAAACCAAGUCAACUUGUGGCUUUACGCCACAGUCCAGCUAGCUCAGACAAUUGACUAUCACAUUAUUUCAGAAGGAGUUCGGGGUAACGGUUACCAGGGAGACAUUGCUGUUGAUGACAUCAGGAUUACCCCUGGAAAGUGUAAGCCUGUGGGCAUGUGUGACUUUGAGCUGGACACAUGUGGCUAUGGUAACACACGCACAGGUGAUCAGUUUGAUUGGCUGAGGUCAGCAGGUGGGACCAUCAGUCGUAACACUGGACCUUCCGUGGAUCAUACCACUAACUCUGACAAAGGAUUCUACAUGCUGGUAAGGGCCAAUGGACGCCAAGCAGGGGACCGAGCCUGGUUAUACAGCCAAUACUUCCCUGCGAGUUCUGCCUCCUGUCUCAGUUUCUGGUACCACAUGUAUGGCACAGAUAUUGGCUUCCUCCGUGUGUACCAACCCACAUCCAAUGGAACGCUGUUAGUGUGGAAUGCCACUCACAACCAGGGAAAUGUUUGGAGACAUGCAAAAGUGGAUCUUAACAGCACAGUCAGCUAUCAGGUGACAUUUGAUGGAGAGGUUGGUUCUGGUUACCAAGGUGACAUGGCCCUCGAUGACAUUGCACUUUAUCCAGGACACUGCAGUGAUCUGACUACAACAGUACCUACUACCGCUGUCGUUAGCACUGUCACUUACGCCCCAACUGUGUAUGACUGUAACUUUGACCAGAACACUCUAUGUCAGUGGACCCAGGACCAAACAGACAUAUUUGAUUGGACACUCCACCGGGGUCAUACAACCUCCUUUGACACCGGGCCUUCUGCUGAUCACACCACAGGAAGUGCCAAUGGCUAUUAUGCUUACAUCGAAUCCUCCAGCCGCCAUAGCAAUGACACAGCACGCUUGAUCAGUCAGAAUAUGGUACUUAUGACCAGCGGUAAAUGCUUCAAGUUCUGGUACCACAUGUACGGAGCAGAUGUAUACAAGCUGAACUUGUACGCAAAACAAGGUGGAAAUAUAGGAAAUGCGGUGUGGACAAAGAUUGGUUACCAGGGUAACUACUGGAAAUUUGCAUCCGUGUACCUGACUCCUGAAAAUCUGCCUACACCAUCACCACAAGCCAACAUUCAGGUUGUUAUAGAAGGAGUUGUUGGAAAGGGUUACCUUGGAGACAUCGCUAUAGAUGACAUCUCAGUGAAUGAUGGCCCCUGUCCUCCUUCUAGUGUGUGUGAUUUCCAGUCUUCCGACAUAUGCCAAUAUUCACAAGACACAACAGACAACUUUGAUUGGGUGAGAAGAUCAGGUGCGACAGAGUCUGUCAGGACGGGUCCACAGGCUGAUCACACAUAUGGCACUAAUGAAGGUUACUACAUGUACAUGGAGUCAUCUGCACCGCGUGUUCCUGGAGAUAAGACAAGGUUGCUGAGUCCAACCUAUCCUGCCACCACUGGUCAGUGUCUGACCUGGUACUACCACAUGUAUGGUACUGGCACAGGUACUCUGGACAUCCGACUCUUCUCCCAGGGUCAGCUCAAACCAGCACUAUGGAAAAGGGCUGGUAGCCUAGGAAAUAUGUGGAGAGUAGCCCAGACAACGAUCAACAGUGACUCACCAUUUCAGAUUGUGUUUGAGGCAAUAAGAAGACAGCAAAAUGGAGAUAUUGCCAUUGAUGACAUUUCCAUAAGGAAUGGACCCUGUGCCGGACCUGCAGAUUGUGACUUUGAAUCAAAUCUCUGUGCGUGGAGCAAUGAGCAAGGAUCUGCUGAUGAUUUUGAUUGGCUGAGGAACAAAGGCGACACAACAAGUACACAAACAGGACCGUCUGUAGAUCAUACCCUGGGUACCAGAGAAGGAUGGUAUGUGUACAUGGAGGCCUCUGCACCCCAGAGGAAUGGUGACAAGACUCGCCUUACUUCAAGUCUCCUUCGACCUACUAGAGCCUCAUGUUUCUCUUUCUGGUACUUAAUGCAUGGCAAACAAAUUGGGAAUCUGAAUUUGUACCUAGAUGCCUCAACAUUACACACCAAAAUCUUCAGCGUUAGUGGAGACCAGGGCACCAGCUGGCUACAGGCCAAGAUCAAUGUGACCAGCUUACGCUACUUCUCCCUAAUUCUGGAAGGCAUUGUUGGAGCAGGCGUCAAUGGGGAUAUUGCUCUGGACGACCUGCUGCUGACCAGUGGGGCCUGCCCCCCUGCUGCUGCCACCGCCCAACCUUUCCACUGUGGUAAUCAACAAAUUGCAGCCACAAAGGUGUGUGACUUUGUCACUGACUGCUCUGAUGGCACAGAUGAAAAGCUAUGUGGAAAUUGUACUUUUGAACAUAAUUUAUGUGGCUGGACAGACAACAGCAUGGGAUCAUAUCGUUGGGAGGUUCAACAAAAUGGGACUGAGACAGCCAACACGGGGCCAUCUAGUGACCACACUCUUGGGUCUUCCAAGGGACACUAUAUAUAUGUGGAUGCCAGCAAUGGUAGACUGAACAGCAGGGCAUACUUUAUCAGCCCCACUCUACAGCGCUCAGCAGCUACCUGCCAGCUGUCCUUCUAUUACCACAUGUACGGCUCUGGCAUCGGAACGCUGUCUGUUGAUCUCAACCUCAACGGUCGCAGAACCAUGUUAUGGCAGACAAGAGGUGGCCAAGGCAACAAGUGGAUUCAACAUACUGUGAAUAUUGGCCACAUCAACUCUCCUUUCCAGGUAGAGUUUGGAGCCACUAGACGGUUUUCUGUACUAGGAGAUGUUGCCAUUGACGAUGUGUCUAUGAUAAAUUGUGCUCUUCCCCCAGCUCAGGCAACUUGUGACCCUGUAACCCAGUUCCGUUGUACACGGGGAGCAUGCGUAGACAAAAGUCAAGUUUGUGACUACACUGAUGACUGUGGAGAUGGUAGUGAUGAAUCAUUGACUGCAUGCAAGAACGUUACAUCAAGGUGUUCCUUUGACUCUAAUAUAUGCGAUUGGAAGCAGGAUAAACAGGACGUUUUUGACUGGACUAUUCAUCGGUCAAGACUCCCUAUAUCAUCUGCAACCGGGCCAACAUUUGACCACACCACUGGAACUGCGUCAGGUGGUUACAUGUACAUCAGAACAUUCUACCCUCGUCGACCAAAUGACAAUGCUGUCCUGAUGAGCCCUGUGUGGCACUCUAGUCCUAACUGUAUCUUUACGUUCUACUUCAACAUGAAUGGCAGAAACAUGGGGAGUCUCAAUGUGUAUCUCAGAGACAAUUCUAAUAACUUAUCAAAGAUUUGGUCAAGAAGUGGGAACCGUGGCAAUAUUUGGGAGAAGGCUGUGAUUCACGUACAGGGUAUGUCUGAUCUCCAAGUACUUGUGGAGGGAGUAACAGGCAGGGGCAAUUUUGGUGUAAUUGGUAUAGAUGACGCUGUGUUUAGUUCAGGAUGUCAAAAGUCCAGUCAAACCUUCCCUAAUGGAGUCACCAUCCCACCAACCAUUCCCACCGUCAGUCCUUGUGGAGUUGGAAUGUUCAUGUGUACCAAGGACAAAUCCUGCAUCACCCAGGCAAAGGUAUGUGACUUCAGCCAAGACUGUAGUGACGGGUCAGAUGAGGGCUUCUGUGGGCCGUGUAACUUUGAAGCAGGCAGCUGUGGCUGGCUUGAUAUCAGCACAGGCAAAUACAACUGGACCAUCCAUACUGGGGCAGGCAACUCACCAUCAGGCACAGGCCCAUCUGUCGAUCACACUCUUAACACCAACCAGGGCCAUUAUGCAUAUGUAGAGGGAACCAGGGGUGUAUUCUACUCAAAGGCGGUCCUGCAGAGUCCAGUCCUGCCCCGCACAUCUGACUCAUGUGAGAUCCACUUUUGGUACUCUAUGUACGGCUCCAGUGUUGGCACACUAAUUGUGUCUGCUUUCGUCAAUAACACGGAACGUGUGUUAACAACAAUUCACGGCUCUCAGGGUAUCGGCUGGCAUCAGGGAUCCACUUACCUAGGAAGAAUGCUUGGUGCCACUAACAACGGCACUAUGAUAAAGUUUGAAGUUCUGCCUGCUCGUGGAUUUUCUGCCUCAAACACUGCUGACAUUGCUAUUGAUGACAUCACUUUCGACAACUGCAAACCUAAUGCUGUCCUACCCAACAUCUCAUGUUCUUUUGAUAGUAAUUUAUGUGCCUGGACCCAAGCAUUGGAUGAUGACUUUGACUGGAGCCGACAAAAUGGUACCACCAGCAGUGUUGGUACUGGACCCAGUUCUGAUCACACUUCAGGACAUGGCUCAUAUAUCUACAUCGAAACAUCCAGUCCCAGACGAAGAGGUCAAGUGGCCAUCUUAGACAGCCCUGCUUUGCCCCCCACAGACAGCCAAGGUCACUGCCUGUCCUUCUGGUUCUACAUGUUUGGUCCCACUAUAGGAAGUCUGGACAUCUACCUAACAACACAAACAAAUCGCACUCUCUUCUGGUCACGGAAUGGCACCCAAGGUGACCAGUGGCUACAGGCCCAGCGCCAGAUCAUCAGUCCUACAGAUUACCACCUCUCUGUGUAUGGCUACGUUGGCAACGGAUUCACAGGGGACAUUGCGCUUGAUGAUUUUGGUGUUACUGCAGGACCCUGCCCUCCCACUCGAGGUUGUAAUUUUGAGAAUGGGUUCUGUGGAUGGACCCAGUUGGUUACAGACGAAUUUGAUUGGUCAAUAGGAAGCAAUGGAACAGCUUCCAGAGGUACUGGUCCUACUUUUGACCACACAUUUGGAUCCAACUCUGGACAUUUUGCGUACAUCGAAAGUUCAGCACCCAGGAGGCAGAAUGAUAGAGCAAUCAUAAAAAGCCCCCUAUAUAGUGGAACUAACAACCGAUGUCUGCGUUUCUGGUACAUCAUGUACGGACAGAGUGUUGGCUCUCUCAAUGUGUACACCCAGAUAAACGGAUCAUUUCCCAGACAAGUGUGGACCAGAAAUGGCAAUCAAGGUAAUAUGUGGCGGCGAGGUACCGUUACUUUGGCUUCCAACCACCUUUCUUACAGUGUUUUAAUCGAGGGAGUAAGAGGGUCCAGCUACACAGGUGACAUAGCGAUUGAUGACCUGUACAUCGCUGAUGGAAGGUGUCCUACCACCGGCUUCUGUAACUUUGAACAAGACACAUGUGGCUGGACGAAUGCAGUCACGGUUGAUAAUUUUGAUUGGCUGAGGGACAAUGGUGGAACCCCAAGUAAGGCCACAGGUCCUCGUGUUGACCAUACCACAGGCUCCUCAACUGGUCAUUAUAUGUACAUUGAAACCACCCACAGGGGCCCCCUACGACAGACUGCCUGGCUUGUUAGUGAUAUAUUCACUCCUACCUCUGGUAGCAGUUGUUUAAAAUUCUGGUACCACAUGUUUGGAUCUGGUAUCGGCAGCUUGAAUGUGUACACACAGAACACAGGAGCUAACACCAAGUCAUUGACAUGGUCACUAUCUAACAACCAAGGAAACGUAUGGAAGCAAGCUACUGUGGCUAUACCGCCAAUUAACCAGGAAUUUAAUAUAAUUUUUGAGGGAGUCUAUAAUGGAAGUUACCUUGGAGAUAUUGCCAUUGAUGAUGUGGCUUAUGUUGGAUCGCCAUGUAGUGCUUACAUAUCAACCACAGCUGCUGCACCCACUGUGUCUUCUUCACCAUCUGCAUACCCUAGUACACCACUUGACUGUAACUUUGAGCAUGGCAUCUGUAAUUGGCAACAGGACGCGACAGACAAUUUUAAUUGGUCACUUCACAGAGGUUCUACAGCUUCUACCAGCACUGGGCCAACCACUGACCACACAUUACGCAACACUAAUGGACAGUAUGUUUACAUUGAGGUGUCGGGUAAACACAAUAACGACAAGGCCAGACUGCUCAGCCCUAUCCUAAACAUUGGAUCUCAAGGAAUGUGUCUUAAAUUCUGGUAUAACAUGUAUGGUGCCAAUGUUAAUCGUCUCAACAUAUACACCAAUUCCUCUGGGGUUGCCAGCUUGGUCUGGACAAGGUAUGGUGACCAAGGAUUGGACUGGAAGUAUACCCAGGUUCACAUAGAAAAUACUGGCAGAUCUGUGUUGGAGUUUGAAGGUGUAGCAGGAACUCGCUAUGCUGGUGAUAUUGCCCUGGAUGAUAUCACAGUCAACACUGGCCAGUGUCCACAAGAUGGCACAUGUGACUUUGAAAAUGGACUUUGUGGCUAUGUUCAGUCAGUGAGUGAUGUGUUUGACUGGUCUCUAAAAUCUGGGCGCACAUCAAGUGCUAACACCGGUCCACAAACCGAUCAUACGUUUGGUACAAAUGAAGGCCACUACAUGUACAUUGAAUCUUCCCGACCCCGCCGUCCUGGUGACAAGGCACGUCUAGAUACGCCUAAGUUCAGUAAAACCACGGCUUCCUGCUUCCAGUUCUGGUACAAUAUGAAUGGCAGGACCACUGGUCGUCUCAAUGUGUACCAGCGAGCAAUUUCAACAACAAACCUUGGCCAACCAAUCUGGAAGCGAAGUGGCCCACAGGGCCCUCACUGGUACCUGGCCCAGGUCACUGUUAGAAGCCAAACAGACUUCUUCCUGACAUUUGAGGGAGUGGUAGGAAGCAGUUUCUACAGUGAUAUAUCUAUAGAUGACAUCACCAUGACUACCGGAUACUGUCCACCUCCAGGCUCUUGUGACUUUGAGACAGGAUUUUGCACUUGGUUCAAUAAUCAGGUCAAUGAUACAUUUGAUUGGCAGAGGAACAAGGGACCAACAGGAUCCUCAGGCACUGGACCUACAGUAGACCACACCCUCAACAGCAGGUAUGGAACUUACAUCUAUAUAGAGGCUUCCUCUCCCAGGCACUCUCGUGACAAUGCCUACCUGAUGUCUCAGAUGUUCACUCCACAACAAAGGUGUAUACAGUUCUAUUACAAUAUGUAUGGUAAUUCUAUGGGCACCCUCAACCUGUGGAUUUGGCAGAACGGAGGACAAACAUCCCGUAACUUGUGGACCAUGGUGGGGAAUCAAGGCAAUGCCUGGAAACAAGUCCAGAUACAAAUAGCUGCUGCAUCUUCCAGUUACAGACUGGUCUUUGAAGGAAUUGUUGGUAAUGGAGUGACCAGUGAUAUGGCCAUUGAUGAUAUAACCGUUGCACCUGGGUUGUGUUCGCAGAUACCAACCCCAACUACAGUGGUUGCAUGUGCAUUCCACUGCAAGAACAAUUCCAGUCAAUGUAUCAGCAGCGCUCAGGUGUGUGACUUUAACAAUGACUGUAGUGAUGGUAGUGAUGAGUCUACUUGUGGUUAUUCCUGCGACUUUGAGACAAACGGAGCCUGUAAAUGGACUAAUGGCACAACUGCCCAAACCAGUAGGUUUGCAUGGAAGCGCCAGCAUGCCCAGUCACUAUCUAAUAAUGCUGGACCUACCAAUGACCACACCACCCUGGGGCCAAAUGGUUAUUACUUGUAUGUCGAACCUGUUGCCGGCCAGAGGUAUAAUCGUGCCAACCUACUCAGUCCUGUCCUGGGUCAGGCUGCCAGCACCUGCCAGCUGUCCUUCUGGUAUCACAUGUAUGGCACUUCCAUUGGAUCACUUACAGUAUACAUGAGAGAGGGUAGCAGCACUUCCAGCACUCGACUAUGGAAUAUUGCAGGUGACCAUGGUAACAAGUGGAACCAGGCAAUAGUACCUGUUGGCCGUGUAAGGAACAGCUUUUAUCUGUACAUUGCUGCUCAGCGCACAUAUAACACCAUUGGCGAUAUUGCCAUAGACGACAUACAGUUCCAAGGUUGUUCUCUACCCUCUGUGACUAGCUCCUGCAAUACCUUUAACCAGUUCCGGUGCACCCGUGGGUCAUGUGUGAGCUCAAGUCGAGUUUGUGACUUCACUGAUGACUGUGGGGACAACACUGAUGAGACCAACUGCACAAGUUACAACAGGUGCGACUUUGAAAAGGGAAUAUGUGAUUGGACACAACUUACUGAUGAUGAUUUUGAUUGGUCAUUGCGAGCAGGAUCAACACCUAGCUUGAAGACAGGGCCAGCAAAGGAUCACACUUUAAACACAGCCAGUGGACACUAUCUGUACAUUGAGACAUCACGUCCACGCACACAAGGACAGAAAGCCAGAAUUGCCAGCAGAUUCUUUACAGGCACUCCCACCACACCUUUCUGUGUGAUGAGAAUCUACUACUUCAUGUACGGACAGACUGUUGACACUCUAGCUGUCUACAAGAGGUCUAAGGUUAAUGGUCCUCUGACACCCCUUUUCAGUUACAAAGGCCAGGUCGGAGAGUUUUACGCUAGACGAGAAGUUGCCAUCCAGGCAAAUUCGCCAUUCCAAAUAGUCAUUGAAGCCACAGUUGGAAGUUCCUACCUAAGUGACAUUGCUAUUGAUGAUGUAUCAUUCUCGAAGGAGUGUGUGCCGUUUAAUGGGGCUGUGCCCACAGGUACACCAGGCAGCAGUGUAGGUACUACUGUCGGACCCUGCGGCUCUGGCCGCUGGCAGUGCACCAACAGGAAGUGUAUCCUGACAAGUCAACGUUGUGACUUUGUAGACAGUUGUGGGGAUGGAUCAGAUGAGGCUAUGUGUGGGGCAUGUACCUUUGAGGGUUCCACAUGCGGCUGGUCAGACCUCAGCACAGGACGUUACAUGUGGGAGCGGCACAACGGAUCUACGUCAUCACUCAUAUCCGGUCCAUCAGUUGACCACACGUAUGGGAGUUCUCGCAUCGGCAAUUACAUGUUUAUUGGCUCCUCUAAAGGAUCCUCAUAUGGCAAAGCCGAACUUGCAUCUCCAAACAGUUAUGGAAACUUGGCUGACACCUGCCAGAUCAGCUUCUACUAUUACAAGACUGGUGCCACCACUGGCUCCAUGAAGCUGUAUCUUGUGCCCCCCACUGUGCUACCCAAUGCUAACACAGGAAGACUUUUGUUGUGGUCUGUGUAUGGUGACCAUGGCUCUAAAUGGAAUUUGGCUUCUGUAGGAAUAGGUCGUCGCACUCCAGGAUAUCGUUUGGUGUUUGAGUCUGUAUAUCAAAAUUCUGGUGAUAUGGCUAUUGAUGACAUCACUUUUGCCAGCUGUGCUCUUGGAGGAAAUUCUACAGGUGGAGUAUGUGCUUCCAAUCAAUUUGCAUGCCAGCGUGGAUCUUGUGUUGACCAAUCAUUGCUGUGUGACUUUAAUGAUGACUGUGGUGAUGACUCAGAUGAACAGCAAUGUACAAAAUAUGUGCAACGAUGCAACUUUGAAACUGACCUUUGUAAUUGGUCACAAGAUGAUACUGAUGACUUCCAGUGGACGUGGAAACAAGGAAAAACAGCCACAGCUAGAACUGGACCGACAAAUGACCACACGUACGGUAAUCCAACUGGACACUAUUUCUUCAUCGAAACUUCUUCUCCAAGAAGAUUAGGUGACAAGGCCCGACUGAAAAGUGUUGUAUUUUCACCUAACUCACAAAGUACAUGCAGGAUACGAUUUUUCUAUUACAUGCAUGGUGUAGAUGUGAAUACACUGAAUGUGUAUACAGAGGGCUUUGAGAGUGGACCACUUUCUCUGAUCUGGAGUAAGAAUGGAUCCCAGCCAGAUCAAUGGAUGAGGGCAGAUAUACCAUUAACCAGUUCCUCAACCUUCCGCGUUGUCAUCGAAGGUGUGCGAGGUAGCUCCUAUCACGGUGACAUUGCAAUUGACGACGUGUCAUUCACACCUAGCUGCCAGACCGUCCAGUAUGCAACUCUGCCUUUCAUACAGACAACAGCUGGCCCAUGUGGGUCAGGUAAGAGACAAUGCAACAAUGGCCAAUGUGUGCCCUGGGCAGCCUUCUGUGACUUUAAGCAGGACUGCUCAGAUGGAAGCGAUGAAGCAAGUUGCCCCUGGCUGUGCGACUUUGACACUGGAGAUUUCUGCCACUGGACAAAUGACCGUAUGAAUCGGUUCAAUUGGACAUUGGGGACAAACAUGAACCCAACAGCAUCUAGUAACCCAGGACCCAGUACUGACCACACCCGCGGGACCUCAGCAGGGUCAUAUGCUAUAGCAGAGGCACCGCAUAACACUCCUAACUCUGUUACAAGAUUAGACAGCCCCCUUUACCAUCAAUCAGGGAAAACCUGUGUCUUUUCUAUGUGGUUCCAAAUCAAUGGUGGAAAUUUCCGCUCCUUCUCAGUUUUCCUCAGCUCUAGAGGAAAGGAGAGCCAACUUUGGUCGAUGGACAUGAGAGCACUAAAGGCCAUGCCCAAUGGUACCUGGACACAGAUUCAAACAAAGCUGCCAUUAUGUGCCUCAGACUUCCAGAUAUUUUUAGAGGUACGGACAUAUGGCAGAAAGGCCGGCUACAUUGCAGUAGAUGACUUGCAAUUCAAGGGUUGUUCCUACCCUGCCCCCACUGCCACCUGCUUACUAGGACAAUUUACAUGUGGAUCCGGUCAUUGUGUACCACAGAACUUGAAAUGUGAUUACCAACAUGACUGUUGUGAUGGCACGGACGAGUCAGCCCAGACUUGUGAUGGAUAUGGACAGUGUGACUUUGAGUUAAAUACUUGUAAUUGGCAGCAGCUUACCAAUGACCAGUUUGAUUGGCAGCGACACAGAGGUAAAACGUCUUCCUUCUUGACUGGACCAUCACAGGACCACACCACUGGGACCACCUCUGGGUAUUACAUGUACAUUGAGAGUUCCUCUCCACAGAAGGCUGGUGACACUGCCAGACUCGGGUAUUUCCUUCCUGUACCCACAUCACCAUGUGCUCUGCGCUUUUGGUACCACAUGUAUGGCCAGCAGGUUGGAGCACUGAAUGUAUACAUGAACUCCAUUGGUAGCAGAGGACUGGUGCUGCUGGACAACAUAACGUCAGACCAGGGUAAUGUUUGGAAGCGACACGAGGUCCCACUCAGCAGUACCACUCCUUACCAGGUGAUUAUUGAGGGUGUAAUAGGAUUGGGCUACCAUGGUGAUAUUGCUAUCGAUGACAUAUCAUUCACACCAGGAUGUGGGGCCACACAGACUCUCCAACCCACCCCAAGUGUCAACCCUUGCCCCAACAACGGCUUUCAAUGUGGUGACAAUACAUGCAUUGACAGUGCCAAGGUGUGCAACUUCAAGAUCGACUGCAGCGAUGGCUCAGACGAAAAUAAGUGUACAUCCUCUUGUCAGUUUGAGCAAGGCAUGUGCAAGUGGAAGGAGACAUCACCAGACACAUUUGACUGGACUCGCGGAAGUGGAGGCACAACUAAUGCCAUUAGGACCAUGGCACCAAGCACUGAUGCAAACUACCAGAACCAAAAUGGAUACUAUGUGUUCAUCAAGGAUGGCACGAAUGGACACCCUGUGGGAAAGACUGCUGAGCUGACGAGUCCCACAUACGUGUCAUCCAAUGCCCAGUGUCUGAUACAGUUCUCUUACUACAUGAAUGGUAAUACCCCCGGCACGCUCUACCUCUACCUCAUAGAGAAUGGGUUGAGAGUGAUACUAUGGCACCAGACAAAAGCCCAGGGUGACCAAUGGAACACAGUCACUGUCGGCGUAGGACGGCAUGCAGCCUCCUUUAACUUCGUCUUUUCCAAGAAGACCCGUACAUACAGUGGUGUGACAGCCAUCGACAACAUUAAGUUCCUCAACUGUAAGAUGAAGCCACCAGUACUGACUUGUCCCAAUAGCCAAACAUCACACUUCUGGUGUCAGAACAAAGUAUGUAUAUCUCGCAAUAACCUGUGUGAUCUCACUGACAACUGCGGCGACAAAUCGGAUGAACAAAACUGUAAUAGUUAUAAACAGUACAGCUUUGAAUCAGGAGGCAUUCGAGAUCUGAUCCAGGGCAGUAACAGUGUAGAUGAUGAUUUUGAUUGGCUAGUGUGGAAUGGAAGCUCACCAUCCAUGUUCACAGGACCCCUCUGGGAUCAUACAUUUGGCAACCAAAAUGGUCACUACCUCUACAUGGAGUCUUCCCACAGGAAGUUCAACCAAAAGACAUGGUUACUGACAAAACCUUUCUACAGAACAAAUGGACACCAAUGUCAACUUCGUUUCUACUUCUACAUGUACGGACAGUUUGUAAACCAGCUCAAUGUACACUACAGAGUGUACAACUCCGGCCCUCCCACCAAAACCCUGUUCACCCGGUCAGGAAACCAGGGUGCCUACUGGCAGAGAGUGAACCUGAACAUCAAUGUCACACAAAGCUUCCAAAUCAUCUUUGAGGCGAAGGUUGGAGACACAUUCCUGGGAGACAUUGCUAUUGAUGACUUGUCAUUUACUCCAGACUGUCAGUAUGCGGGAGAGAACCUGCCUAAUCCACCACAGACCCCAGGUGUCACCACCAACACACCUCCUGUGACUGUGCCCCACACCUGUAAUGCAGCCACCCAGUUUAACUGCCACUCCGACGGUCAAUGUAUUGAUAAGACCAGUGUUUGUGACUUCAAGGCCGACUGUAACGACACUUCUGAUGAGGCAAACUGUGCCUCCCUCUACUGUGACUUUGAUGAGGGCAAUUUGUGCGGCUGGAUGAUCAACACAACAAGUACAGGAGUGUCUGACCAGGAUUACAAGUGGAAACUUGACCAUGGAACAACAAUCAGCACCGGAGACUUGCGGCCCUCCAAUGACGAGUCGACUAACUCUCCAACAGGGGGUUACGUUUGGGCCGACAGUUCUCCUGGAUCCUUCCAUGACACAACAGAACUGUAUUCACCCAUGAUAGGGAAGACAGGACCACAAUGUUCAUUCAGUCUCUUCUACUGGAUGCAGGGUCCAUCAGUCAAUGCACUUGAUGUUUACACACUCUUUGAUAAUCAACAAAAUCAUCUUUUCACAAUCGAAGGUGACCAUGGGGCAAAAUGGAAUAUGAUAAAUAUAUUCAUUGGUGCAAAGUCCAAUUACCAGGUGAUUAUCCAGGCACGUCGUGGUAGGAGUUUCCGAAACGACAUCUCACUAGACAGCCUGCAGUUUCUGGACUGUAUGCCCCCGGCUCACGCUCCAGCUGGAUGUCCGCCACAGAUGUUCUCUUGUCGCAAUGGUUACUGUAUUGCCCCAGAGAAGCAAUGUGACUAUGCAGAUGACUGUGGAGAUGGCUCAGACGAAUUUGUUGUUCAGUGUGAUCAGAUAUACAAGGCCAGGUGUAAUUUUGAAAAUGGCAUUUGUCCUCAAUGGUCAAACGAGGUUACAGACAACUUCAACUGGACACUAUCUACCUCUAACACGCAGACUAUUGGUACCGGACCUCUUACUGACCACACACUGAGAAGUUCUAAAGGAACAUACUUAUACAUAGAAAGUUCCAGUCCCAGGAAGGAGGGAGAUAAAGCUCGCCUCGCCUCUGUUGUUAUCAAGGGAACCUCACAGAACUGUCGUGCAAGGCUGUGGUACCACAUGUGGGGCCAGGAUAUUGGCAACCUUACUGUACUGAAACGCUAUGGGUACAAUCAGGGUGACCUUCAGCCACUUGGCAUGCUCCAGGGUAACAAAGGCGAUUUCUGGAGCCCCUUAAAAAUCCUUGUAUCAAAUGAUCCAGGGGACACCAGGAAUUACGAAAUUAUUGUUCAAGCCACAGUAGGAGCUGGUUAUCAUGGUGAUAUUGCCAUUGACGAUAUUUCCCUCUCACCAGGAUGCGAACUAACAAAUACUCUUUUGCCGGGAACCCCAACCUCAGCUCCUCCUGUUACUGGGUCAUGUGGUACAGACAGGUACGCCUGUACUAAUGGAAAUUGCUAUGGACCAGCAGAGACAUGUAACUUCAUUGACGAUUGUGGGGACAAUACUGAUGAAGUAUCAUGUGGUACUGGAUGUACCUUUGAGACGGGGGCUAGCUGGUGUGGCUGGAAAAAUUCCGAACAGGACAAUGCUGACUGGCGUCUACAGACUGGACAAACCCCAAGCAAACAGACUGGACCUCUAAAUGACCAUACUACCAACAAGACAUCAGGUCAUUACCUGUACCUGGAGAGUUCCAGUCCAUCUCACCCUGGAGACAAGACCAUUUUAGAGAGUUCCGAGUACUACGAGUCGGGCCCAGCAUGUAAUAUGACCUUCUGGUACAACAUGAAAGGACAGAACAUAGGGUCACUCAGUGUACUUGUCAAGCUCAGUGUAGGCCCAAUACAGACCCUCUGGAUAAUGACUGGUGAUCAGGGACCCAGUUGGAAAUUGGCUUCCAUACCUUUGACUAGCUAUCACAAAUUUGUCAUCAUGAUCAAAGGAGUUCGAGGAAAUGGUUACCUUGGUGAUAUUGCCAUUGAUGACAUCACCUUUAACAACUGUCAACCUACUGUUGAAGUGAAGACAUGUCCAGAUAAUCAGUUCCGUUGUCACAGUGGGACAGAAUGUAUACAGGAACGGUAUCGCUGUGAUGAACGAACUGACUGUACAGAUGGAUCUGACGAGGAUGAUUGUCGUACAAAUUCGGGAGACUGUAGCUUUGACCAGCCAAGCCCCAUCUCAUCUUGUGCCUGGACCCAGUUACAGGACGAUGACUCAGACUGGUUACAGGGACCUAUUGUUUCUGGCCACAGCACUGGCACCAACAUUGACCAUCGUCAUACAGCCAAUGGAAAGUUCAUGGUGAUGAACAGUUUGAACAUGCGUCCAGGUGACACAGCCCGCCUACAGACACCAGUUUUCCUCGCCAGUCGUGGGCUGUGUUACGUACGCUUCUGGUACUACAUGUAUGGCUCGCCAAACCUUGGCUCUCUCAGGCUGUACACACAAAAUGCCAAUGAACAGAACAACCAGCUGUUUUGGUCCAUGAGUGGUAGUCAAGGUAACCAGUGGAAAUAUGCCAAUGUGCUACUAGGCAGUGGCAAGAACUUUUCAGCCAUUUUUGAGGCUACCCAUGGAGAUGAGCCUCAAUCUGAUGUUAUACUGGACGAUGUGUCGUUCACACCUGAGUGCUCGACAGGCAAAGCCCCUGUAACACCGUCUGGACUUCGCUGUGAUGCUGACUCCUUCGAAUGUGCUCCUGUCAAGCAGUGCUACCCAGACACCUGGCGCUGCGAUGGUGUUGUCGACUGCCCUGACAGAUCUGACGAGCCAUAUUUCUGUCCUACGACCCCUGCUCCAACAGGAAGUACCCCAAAACAUGUGGGUCCUACUAGGACCACUCAGACACCAGCCCCCAAGUCCCUGCCACCCUCUUCACACAAACCGAGCACACACAGACCUAUUGUCAGUACAUGUACAGACACCCAGAAGUCCUGCAGUAACGGCAAGUGUAUCAACAAACUCUACUUCUGUGAUGGUGUUGCUGACUGCUCUGAUGCCUCGGAUGAAGUCAACUGCUUGUCCUGCCAUAAGGGUUAUUACUACUGUCUAAAGCAGCGUCAGUGUAUUAACAGUACCCGCUGUGACUCCAUCGACGACUGUGGUGAUAUGACAGAUGAGAGUAUUUGUGGAACAGCUUGCCCACCAAACUUUUGCCAAAAUAACGGGAUAUGUAAUGCUGCCACGACCAAGGUACCAGGAUGCAGUUGUACUGGUAAUUUCUAUGGUGACAGAUGUCAAUAUGUAGCCAAGGGAUCCACGGCAUCACACACACAGACCAGAUCUAACAGUGGUUCAUCAAAUGGUGUUGGUAUUGGACUCGGGGUCACAGCAGGAAUACUAGUGGUACUAGCAUUAGUCCUAGGUGGCUUCUUUUACAGGAAGAAACGAAAUGCAAGAAUGGCUCUGCCUGGCAUAGUAAAUCAAAUUUACGAGGAUACUUCCAACGAUAUGCAUGAUUUUUCAAUGAAUGACGUAGAACCUUCUUUCAAUGAUAAUACCUUUGGAGGAAAGUAUGGAACCCAGAGAAUGUCCAUGGAUGGAGCUUCUAUAGAAAAUCCACUGUAUCAGGAUGCCUCUUAAAGACUUGUAAAAACGAUGUCAUUUCUACAGUGCAA
This is a messenger RNA of Mizuhopecten yessoensis (Yesso scallop), 34345 nucleotides long. Its product is annotated as MAM and LDL-receptor class A domain-containing protein 2-like. The record is from RefSeq and is a predicted model, not a curated record. NCBI's taxonomy places the organism in Eukaryota, Metazoa, Mollusca, Bivalvia, Pectinida, Pectinidae. Gene Ontology annotation, molecular function: protein binding. Bases 234 to 34310 code for a protein of 11358 amino acids. Gene Ontology annotation, cellular component: membrane. The transcript has 141 exons.